AUGGGGCGAGCCAAGUUUGAUUAUCUACAAUGCGUACGGGAUGCACCUCACGAGACCAGAGAAAACGUUUUCCAUGUCACUGGAGACGUUCAGGAGGACCUGGCCAUUAACACCACUUCGGCUUACGCGGCUGCACACGAAGCAAUGAUCAGCUUCCAGGCUCUCCCUUCCACGGUGCCGAAGACUUUCAUCUAUACCGGCAACAUCCUCAAUGAGGGACCGAUACCGGGGUCCCUCACCCUAGGUGUGGGAAAGAUAGCUUCGGCGCAUAUGAUCGAACUGGGGGAUAACCUCUACCGAAGCCGGAAUAUCCGAUUCUUCUUCGUCGAUAAGAGGAUGGAGGAUGGGACGCCCAUGUUCAUUGGUGCAGGUCCGCAGGCCCACGCCGACAUGUUCCUGGCACUGGCCGAUAGGACCGCGGGCGACGUGCCGUGA
Molecule: messenger RNA, 435 nt
Organism: Exophiala xenobiotica
Lineage: Eukaryota; Fungi; Ascomycota; Eurotiomycetes; Chaetothyriales; Herpotrichiellaceae
Exons: 2
Coding region: 1-435 (144 amino acids)
Source: RefSeq, a predicted model, not a curated record